Molecule: messenger RNA, 318 nt
Organism: Cinara cedri
Lineage: Eukaryota; Metazoa; Arthropoda; Insecta; Hemiptera; Aphididae
Source: the annotation of a GenBank genome assembly
AUGACAUUAGCUGCUUUUAAAGAAGAUUUAGCCAUAUCUCUGUGCAAAGUUGGUCAGUCAACGUCCACUAGAGGAAGGCCGUCAAAUAUCAUAGAGAAUGCACUAAUACAAAAAUCCAAGAAACCGAAUGCUUUAAAACCACCAAAUCAAGAUCUAUGCGUGGAUUGCAUUGAUCACUGGCCGAUCGAUGCAUCAACGAGGAGUCAUUGUAAAAUGCCAGGUUGCAACGGAUAUACAUGGCAAGCGUGUGAAAAAUGUCAAUUUGGAUUAUGUGUUGGAAAGGGAAAAACUUGCUUUAAAAAAUAUCAUACUACCUAA